Molecule: messenger RNA, 4392 nt
Organism: Bacillus rossius redtenbacheri
Lineage: Eukaryota; Metazoa; Arthropoda; Insecta; Phasmatodea; Bacillidae
Exons: 6
Coding region: 348-2318 (656 amino acids)
Source: RefSeq, a predicted model, not a curated record
UCAUACAUUCCUUGCGCGGCGCUCAGCUGUCACUUGUCGGUGCAGUUCCGCUCCGCGCCGCGAACAGCCAGUACUCCGCGCUUCUCCGCCAUGUGGGCAACAAUGGACUGAGUCGACAUAACCUCUCACUCGCUCUCUUUGCAAUUUUUUUUUUCUUUUCGUGUUUCAACUUUUCCUCACCCACCCGGGUGGGGAAUAAAAAAACAUACAUGACCGGCUCUUCGCUAUAAAACGAUUGUUGUGCUUCACCGCUUUGAAGUCGAUGGAUGCGGCGUCGAAAACGAAACUGGAACCUUAACGAACGACUUAUCUUUCCACUGGGGAGCUAGAAAAUUUGCGGCCUCCCGAUGUGCCUGCCCAAGCAGCUGUGCGCCGCCCUGCACGUGCUGUGGAGCCUGGUGUACGUCGGCGCGGGCUCCGUCCAGCUGGUCGCCGGCAUCUUCUUCUUCAUCUCGCUGCCUGUGUUCCGCGUCGGCUCCAACAUCUGGACCGGUGCCUGGAACAUCGUGGUCGGCGUGGGCGCGGGCAUGCUCUCCUGCGUGGGCGACCUGAACUACAAGCGGCAGGAGGCGCUGCUGUUCCUCGCAGUCUCACUGCUGGCCGUGAACGUGGUGAACGCCGUCUUGCUGGAGGUGGGCGAGUGGCACUUCUUCCUCAGCGACUCCGCCCGGCAGGUCAUCGCCCAGAAGAGCUCCCGCGUGCUCGUCUUCUACGCCCACGUCACUACGAGUGUGAGCACGGCGGUGGCCAUUGUGAUCUCCUUCCUGGACAUCCAGCUCACAUACUGCUCCAUGCAGCGAACGAGAGAAACGAAGAAUGUCCACGAGCAGGUGUCCGACAUAGAGUACAUUAUCCCGAGGAAGAAGCCCAACACGGUCGCGAAGCAGGCGCACAGCAUCUACAGCCAGUACGCGCAGUCGUGGGUGUUCGACACGGACACCACCGGCUCCUCCAAGAACGACUCGCCCUACCUGAAGCUGCCGCACGCGUCCCCGCAAGAGGCGAGCAAGACGGCGACCAUCAGGGCGCUGAAGAGCGCCGUGGUGGAGGUGGCGGGCGAGGCGGGCCGCGACCCCACCAUGUUCCUGGUCAACCCGGUGGUGCACGUGGAGACCGUGGAGGACGAGGCCGAAGGCGCGAGGACUCUGAACUACAUGAAGAGCUUCUCGAGGACCCCGUCGCCGGUGGUGCUGUCUGCGAGCUCCUCCCCCGACUCGGGGGCCAACAACAACCCGCCCAUAUACGAGUGCCUGGAGCGGCUGACGGAGCCCGCGCUCUACCGGUCGCGGCUCAACACGGCGCUCAGCCUGGGUGACCAGCCGUCGACGUCCCGGGAGAGGCGCGCCAGGCCCAGGAGCGAGACCUUCACCGCGGCCGCCGAGAGCCUGGACGCGAGCGAGAAGGUGCAGUACGCGUCGCUGCUGCUGGAGCUGCAGCAGGCCCUGCGCUCCAAGAAGGACCGCGGCCAGCAGCCCGGGUCCCCGCAGAGCUCGACCCUGGAGGACGUCUCCAAGGCCAGCAGCCCCGGCGACGACAAGAAGGGCAGCGACGCGGAGUUCUCCAAAGAGCUGGAGGCGGCGCUCCAGCUGAUCCAGGACCUGGAGUCGCCCAACACCGUCGAGACCCCCUCCGAGGCGUGCCGGUCGCUGGAGGGGGUGGAGGUGAUGCCCGCCGUGAUCUGUGUGCGGUGGCGGGACGGCAGUGGCGCGAGUGAGAGCGAGUGCGUGAGCCCCGCGGGGCCCGUGGUAGAUCUCCCCGAGGAGUCCCGCCGGCAGCAGCAGCAGCAGGGUAAGACGACGUCGGUGGUGGUUGUUGCCCCCAGCGGGUCGGAGUCCUCCUCCGGGUACAGCUCUCCGUCUCCGGGCACCUCAAAGAGACCCACUCCCGUCUGCUCCAACCCCCCUUCGGUCAAGGGCAGCGCCGACGACCUGAUCGCCGGGCGGCAAGCCGGCUACGCCAUCCGCAACACCGGCGCUGGUGCGGUCAUAACUCUGUUCUCUCCCGCAGGAGCGGGAGCGCCCUCCCCCGGUUCUAGCAAUGCCAGCACUCUGAGGCUGACGCAGAGCCCGCAGUCCACCCUCAGCUCGACGGGCUCUUCCCGCUGGAAUGUCAAGUCCUUGCUGAAGAGGAAGCCUAGCCAGCUUACCGCGUUGCCUCCGGAGCUGGAAGGCGCGAUCAUUAAGUCCGAGAGUCUAGCCUAUCUUACGGAUCUUGAGCUUCUCGCUAGGCACGCCAGAAACAAGUCCAUUCAGAGGCAAAUUGAGCAGCGUGUGCACCAGAAGAUAAUGGGGCUCUCUCCGUCAGAGUCUAGCUGCUGAGAGGACUCCCUAAGUCAGUCGAGAUGUCAAGUGCACGCUCCGAGACCGCGGAAGACCAAAGGCUCAGCAUUUGAUGCGACACUAUUUUUUAACGAAUCUAGAAAAAAACAAUUUUGUACCGAUUACGAAAGCUGUUAACACCACUCGUGCAUUGUGAACAACUUGAUUAUUUUUGGUAUGGUCAGAUACUUUCUUGGACUGUACCUUCACCGAGAAGAAAGUGGGUUGUGGGUUGGGGGGGAGGACUAGGAAGUGAAAUUUUCAGUGUUUUCUGGUAAUAUUUACAAAACGAUUGUUGAUGAAGUUUGUUGUUACAAAUUAAAAUCAUCUUUGUAAGUACCGCAAUUGUGGCAACUGGAAGUCGACUGUUAACGAGUGAAGAUUGUUAGUGAUAGCAUUGGUGCUGGCGUCGUAUGCUCUUGUGUGAUUCCGAUUGCGCGCGUCUCUCGUACCCAAUGUUUCUAGCGUGUUUUUAAAUAAUUUAUAGCUCUGAAGCCCUUCCUGUGAUUACCUUCUAAUAAUGCGACAGCAACCGUCCAAAGAAGACGCAAGGAAAUUCGGAUUCGUAGCGUGUGUAUGUGAAAUAUUCAUUUGGCUGGUCCUUGAUAUUUAACUCAUGUUGAUAAUUGAUAAUGUUAUAUGUAUAAUCUUUAUUAUUACCCAAAUAGUUGUCAUGGCUAACAACUGUUAUAAGCAUUAUUAUUAUUGUAAGAAACUUGUGAUUGUUAAAAUUAUGUUACGAAUUUCUUGACUGGUUCAAGUUAGAUUUCAUCUUGGAAAUUUCAUAACAUUUCGUGCUACUUCUCAGUCACUAUUAUUGAAACACUACUUUUUAUGCACCUUUAAUUGUAACUUAUAUUGCUAUUAAAAAUAAAUUUAUUUUUAUAAAAAAGGUAAUUUUAAGUGUUGUAAGUUUUGAAUGAUAAAUGUUUGAAAUUCGGUAUGAAAGUGUAAUUUGCAAAGCUUUAAAAAUAUUAUUAUUCUGUUUGAAACUAUUACUAGUUAUAAUAUGUAUUUUUUUCGUAAUCUGUCCGAAAUCGAGAAUAAAUAUCCAAGCAAUGCUCACAUAUGUUUAAUUUUCCUCGAAAGAGGUUAAAUUAUGCCGGUUACACACGAAAUUUUAUAUGAAAACAACGCAUCAGUUAUUGAGGUUAAUCUGAUGAAUUGCAGUCAAUAGUUUUGAAGAAAAGUGUUCUGGAAUUACCAUUUUCUCAUCGUCAUUAUAAUAUAUUGUCAGAGUCUUAAGAUAUACCAAGAGGCAUAGUCCGAAUGAAUACUCACUUAUGUUUAGAGCUAUGCAAAAUGUAUUUUAAAAUUGGUUCAGUUCAACAUCCUCAUAGAAUUUAUUUUGGAGUAUUCCUUAGCAUCUUUUGGAUCAGAUUGUUUCAUGUUUUCUUGGGUUUACUAGGUAACAGUGUGCUGAAAAAUUAUUAAAAUAUUUUGCAUAUCUGCGCAGAUAUCGUUUUCGUCUGAUAUGAGUUACAUUCAAACCAUUACGACAGUAAGGAUUUUAAGUUCAAAAAUUAAAUGUUACAGUUUUUAAUCUUUCUGUUUGAUUAAUUGACCAUUUUUCUUAGUUUAUGGUAUUUUUUUAGUACUUAAGUAUGCCAAUUCUGAGGUGUGAGAGGCUUAAUUGCCCAGACCAAUUUCUACAGAAUGUUUUCUGGCUAACAUCACAAGUUCUCUCUCUUGAAAUACGACUCACAUUGCCUAUAAUUAUUUUAUUUUAUUUUUUUUAAUUUUUGUACGCUCUUAAGACUCUUCUGCAAAUUCAAAGAACGAAAUUUUAAAUAUUUAUUUUCAUCAAUAUAUAUUUGUUACAAGUUAUGUAGCGAACGAAAAUAUAUGUUCACUAUUAGUAGUUAUUUAACGAAGCGCUUAUAAGUUAUUAUAAACAUGCACACAAAUAAUUAAUUAGCAGACAUCGUGAAUAACAGUAAUAAAAUUAAUUUAAUAACUAACACAGUAAAUAAAAGGCAACAUAAAUACCACAUUUUAUUUAUUUUGAGUAAAUAAGUAGUACAAACAAAUGUUAUUACACAAACACAUUAAUGCGAUUAACAAAAUUAAGUUU